Messenger RNA from Phalacrocorax carbo (great cormorant), 822 nucleotides. NCBI's taxonomy places the organism in Eukaryota, Metazoa, Chordata, Aves, Suliformes, Phalacrocoracidae. The record is from RefSeq and is a predicted model, not a curated record.
AUGAGGGCGGGCGGGCAAACAGCGCUCACGCUCACACGGGCCGGCCGCCGCCCACGACUUCAGCCGGGCGGCAGGAGCGAUCCCCGCGGGGGCGAUCCGGCCGGCGGAGGGCCGAGCGAGGCGGAACCCGAGCCGGCCAGCGCCCCCCGGCGGGACGGCCGCACCCCGCCCCCCACCCCGCCCGGGGCCACCCCCGCUACCGGUAGGGCUACCGGCCCCCGGGCUACCGGCCGCCACCGCCCCGCGCGCGCGCCCUGCCCCCGCCCACGGGCCCGCCCCCGCCGUUCCUGCGCGAACACUUCCUGCCCACGCCCAGGGAGCCUCCGGCGCGCGCACACCCCUCCGCGCCGAUGGUUCCUGCCCGGCCCGGCAUUCCCCCCUCCCGGCCCCCGGGAGGAUGGUUCCUGCCCAGGCCCAUCAUCUCCAGCCCUUCCCAACAGUCACCUCCCUCCCCUCCGCGAAAAUACUCGGCCCACAAAGAUGGCGGAUGACAAAACAGCUCCAGCGGCGCCCUCCCCCAGACCGCCGCGCUCGUCUCCCCCCGCCCAGCCUCCCCGCCCGCCCGCCUCGCCCCCGGCCGCCUUCUCAACCCCCCGGUCCUCCCCCGCCGCCCUGCCCAGCCCGCCCUGCCCUUCCCCCCAGCCUCCCCCACCCCGCCGCCACCGCCGGUCUCCGUCUCGCCGCGGCGGGACCGGCCGAGCUCCCGGACCCGCCGCCUCCCCCCACCCCGCCGCCCGCGCUCACUCACGCUGUGGGAGCCGCCGAAGCGCGGCUGACAGACCUCCCGCUCCGCCUCUGCGGCCGACGCUGCGGCCGGUUUAA